Molecule: messenger RNA, 4231 nt
Organism: Rattus norvegicus (Norway rat)
Lineage: Eukaryota; Metazoa; Chordata; Mammalia; Rodentia; Muridae
Gene: Dusp3
Product: dual specificity phosphatase 3
Biological process (GO): negative regulation of signal transduction; regulation of focal adhesion assembly; cellular response to epidermal growth factor stimulus
Cellular component (GO): cytoplasm; nucleus
Molecular function (GO): protein tyrosine/serine/threonine phosphatase activity; hydrolase activity; protein tyrosine phosphatase activity
Source: RefSeq, marked validated
CCGGCAUGCAGGGCCCCGCCGCCGCCAUGUCCGGCUCUUUUGAGCUCUCGGUGCAAGAUCUCAACGACCUGCUCUCGGACGGCAGCGGCUGCUAUAGCCUCCCGAGCCAGCCCUGCAACGAGGUCAUCCCGAGGGUCUACGUGGGCAACGCGUCUGUGGCUCAGGACAUCACCCAGCUGCAGAAAUUGGGCAUCACCCACGUCCUGAAUGCUGCUGAGGGCAGGUCCUUCAUGCAUGUCAACACCAGUGCUAGCUUCUACAAGGAUACGGGCAUCACCUACAUGGGCAUCAAGGCCAAUGACACGCAGGAGUUCAACCUCAGUGCUUACUUUGAAAGGGCUGCAGACUUCAUUGACCAGGCCCUGGCCCAUAAAAAUGGCCGGGUGCUUGUCCAUUGCCGUGAGGGCUACAGUCGCUCUCCAACGCUAGUCAUCGCCUACCUCAUGUUGCGACAGAAGAUGGAUGUCAGGUCUGCUCUGAGCACUGUGAGGCAGAAUCGUGAGAUCGGCCCCAACGAUGGUUUCCUGGCCCAACUCUGCCAGCUCAAUGACAGACUAGCCGAGGAGGGCAAGGUGAAACUCUAGGUUGCCCAUAGCCUCUUUUGCAGAGGUCUGACUGGGAGGGCCCUGGCUGCCCUACUUAGGAAACACAGUGUACCCUGUUCCCUGCACCACCAGGCACUCGCCCAUGUCUGUCCCACUGUGGUCCCGGGGCCACUCCACCCUUAGGGAGCAAAUGAAGAAGCUUGCUGGGGAAGCCAUUUUGCUCCUUGGCUGCCCUUUCCUGUAAUUUAUGUCCCCCUGAGGUGGGACUCAGGGAGGAAACCUGUGGCAUGGAUGCAUCUCAGUGACCCAGGGCAGGAGGCCUAUGAGGGUGCAAGACCUGAGACACAGGCACCCCCUUCAUAACCCCCUCCCCAACCUGGGUUCUUCCUGAGCGGUCCAGAACCGUGGACCAAAGGAACUAUGCAAACAGGGGCCCUGAUCUCCCCACAUCCAUCGCUGGUCCUCCCAGCCCGACACACCCUGCUUAGACAGACGCAUGGCAUAAGUUCUGAAGCAGAGUGGAGGUAGAUUAGUGACUGGAUUUCCAAAAAAGAAAAAAAAGGCUUUUGCAUUUUAUUUCCUUAGACUUAAAGACACUACGUAGGGGCCUGUGGGUGAGCAAAGCUGUUUUUCUCAGAGGGCUCUCUUGAUUCUUUGGGAUGUUUAAAGUGUGCCUCGCUGGAGAGCUUUCGCUCUGUAUCUGCUGCUUCAGAGCCUUCCCUAUGGAUGGCUCUGUUCCUUCGCUUGUUAGAAGAGCGAUGAUGCCUUGGGCAGGGUUUUCUCUCUUUUAGAAUACAGGGUGUGAGGUCCAGCCUAUGAAAAACAAGCAAACAAAACAAACAAACAAAAGCCCUCUGUUUGGAGAAUUGCAAGGGUUUUAUCCUGAACCAUAGUCUUGCUGAGCUCAAGUCAUCACGCCAAGGGCUUGCCAUCCUGGUUGCUAUUCUAAGAAUAGUUAGAAGGAAGUUGGCCAAUUCCAGCUCGUGUUUGUGGGUGUAUGCACGGGUGCGUAUGUUGAGGGGGUGCCUGUCGCCUUGGGGACAGAAGGAACACGAAAGGCCCCUGUGUUCACCCUGUCCAUUUACGGGGUGGCUCUGAUGGUUCCACGGUGUCUGUGCAGGAUCCCUGGAACUGACUCGCUGGACAGAAAUGAGACUUGAAGGCAUCACCAAAAUGGAUCCCUUUUAUUGGAGAGAGACAGAGAGAGAGAGAGAGAGAGCGAAGAAAGAACUGCCUUUUAAAGAACUUUCUAAGGACGGUUUUGAAACACGCUGGACCUCGUGUGUGUGCACAUUCACCAGAAAUUGAACACAAUCUUCUUGGGACUUUAUGUUCUUGUUAUUCGUAUGUCCCCAGGGUCACGCAGAGCAGAGAGGUGGCAGUCAGCCACCACCCCAGCACCUGGCACAUAAGCACUCAUAAAAGCCUGUCUUAUGCUAUCCGGAGCUGUUUGAGGACCCCGUGUAUAGAGAGUUGCCGUUGUGGGACACACGGAUUCCAGCAUCCUGGUUGCCUGCCUGUAAGGUGUCUGACAGGAGUUUGCAGAGAAAUCUUCCUUGGAGGGAAAGAAAUAUCAGGGAUUUUCGUUGAAUGUUUCAAACUCAGCUUUAAGUGUAGGACUCGGCAGUGUUAAUGGUUAGGAUAAGGAGUGUGCCUUUCUCACAGCUGCUGAGGGGACAUCUGGCAAGAGCCAAGAGAAGCAGACCUGUCUUAGGGUGUCACUCCCAGGGUGAAGACCUCCGAUCCCAGCAGGAGCAGAGCUGUGCAGCCUGGAUGGUCAUUGUCCCCUAUUCUGUGUGACCACAGCAGGCUUGGACACAUGGGGCUGGUCAUCUCCCCCCCCCCCCGAGUGGAAUGGCCGUAGCCUCAGUCUGUAGGUGUUCAAGUGACUUUCUUGCUUAAGACACAACUUGCAUCUCAAAAUAGCCCUGUAAAGUUGACAGAACCAAUUCGUGUGUUAUGAGAGGGGAAAAAAAACCCAAAAACCCGCAAAGCAAAAACAUCUGGGCUAGCCCGGUGUGGUUGCACGUCUGCAGGCCUAGUUCACAGGAGGCAGAGACAGGAAGAUCACUGGAGGAUUAAGGAUAGCCUGGUCUGCAUACUGAGACUCCAGCCAGGGCUACGAUCCCCAGAUCCUGAGUUUUGGUUUUUGGUUUUUGAUUUUUGGUUUUCGAGACAGGGUCUCUCUGUGUAGCCCUGGAUGUCCUGGAACUCACUCUGUAGACCAGGCUGACCUCAAACUUAGAUAUCUGCCUGCCUCUGUGUCUGAGGGGCUGGGACUAAAGACUUAUGCUACCACUGCCCAACUAAGUUCCUGUCUUCUAAAAAACAAAAAAUUCAAGGUAAUUAAGAGUUGCCAGUUCUUUAAAGCUAAGUGGUGGUAGUUUCAGACCUGCUGCUUGAGGAAGCUGGGGUGUUCUUGACUUGGCCCCGAAAUCAGCCCCAACAAUGUCCAAGUACCCUGCACAUGACUUUGAGCCAUCUCCAGAGAAGGAAGUGAAAAUUGCAGCUUCCCAGUUGGUUAGGACACAGCCUCACUUUAUCCAGGCAUCACAUGGUGACACGUGGCCUUGAACUCUCCGCUCUGAGGCUGGGCUCCCCUCCCCCUGCCUCAUCUGAGUGAUCACCCCAUAGGACAGCCACAGGACAGUCACCAACAUCUCCCUGAGGCCUCUUUGUGGGAACAUUAAGGAAAGGGCCUUUGGGAGGUUCCUGGCUUUCCUUUGGGGCUAUUCACUGAAAGUUCUGCAUUUCUUGGUUGGCUUUACCUCUUGUUUAUAAGAUUAGCUACAAGUCUUCAGGUCAAAUGCUCACGUUGUGGAAAAGCCAACCGCAUGCCUGCCCGUGAGUAGGGGAUGGUGGUGGGGAAUCCUGAAUAGUGUUCUAUCCCUGGAAAGAGAUAGAAUAGGAAUUCAGGGUGUCCCUCCUCCUUCCUCAGACCCAGUCACUUUCUGUGACUCAUAAAAAUCCAGGUAAAAAUUAACAAUGUAAAAAUGGUUUCUCUUCUCAAUUUUAAAGUCUGUCUGCGUUUUCCAGGGGGUAGGUCUGUCUCCUUGCUGUUCUAUUAUCUUGAGAGCACAGACUAACACUUACCAAAUGAGCGAGCCCUUUUGGCCCACCCUAAGGAUCUUCUGGGCUCCAGCACUCUUAAGUUGUUUUAAGAAUCCUGGCUUGACCUUUAGCACCCCCAGGGAAAUGGGCGUGAAUGAUGACGCCACGGCCAGCAGGGGGCACUGUUGAGAAGGUUGGUGCCUUCCAGCCAUAGGUUCACGGUAAGUUGCUCACAGUAUUUAAAAUGCUAAAUGUUUAAAUCAAAAUAAGCACUGAUCUUAAAUAUGAAGAUAAGGGAUUUUUCUCACAGGAAAUUUUCUCUCUCAUAAUUCUUUUAACAGACUCUAUCCUGAUCGUAGAGUAGAGAGAAGAAUGGUUGGAUAUUUCACUUGCGUUCCUCUUUCCUCUGCCAGCUGUUAGGGUGACUUGUAAAAUGCGAUUUAGUGGACAGAAAAGUUCAGGGGGAAAGGGAUGGUGGAGUGAGGCAGAGCACUGUCACCUGCCUAAUAUGGGAGGACCUGAGUUCAAUUCCUGCCAUUGGGGAGGAAGAGGAAAGUUUAAUGUCUAUUACAUCACCGCCAGUGUUAGCGCACUAUCAAACUGUAACCAAAAUAAAUGUCUUACCUUACAAAGAA